AUGAGCAGCAUACCAAUUCCCAUCAAUACAAUUCUCCGUACUCCCGGAACCAUCGGUCCUGUAUCCUACAGCCCACACAAAGCAACUGAAAUCAUGCUUCGUCUCGUCCCGAAAGGUAGUCACGACAUCGGUGAUCCCGUCGCCUCCGAGCCAAGGUCUUUGGUAACAGUUGGCCCCGUACUUCGAUUGAAUGGUGCAUGUCACCUUUUUUCUUGCUUCGAGGAUAUUGAGGUUGCUGGAUGUUGGUGCAUUGGAGAUGGGACUUGCGAUACUUAG
Messenger RNA from Glarea lozoyensis ATCC 20868, 276 nucleotides. RefSeq lists its product as uncharacterized. The record is from RefSeq and is a predicted model, not a curated record. Lineage: Eukaryota; Fungi; Ascomycota; Leotiomycetes; Helotiales; Helotiaceae. Bases 1 to 276 code for a protein of 91 amino acids. The transcript has a single exon.